AUGGAGGAUUUGUCACCUGCCUUCAAUUACUUAUCAAAUUUGAAACGUGACGCAUGCAAAGGUAGAUCGAAUAAUUACACCAAGGACCCGCUGGCACGAUGUGAAUGCGAACCACCGUACUCCGGUGAGAAUGCGAUUUCUUGCCGAAGUGAUCUCAACCCACCAAAUGGCACCUAUCCUUUCCCAGCGCUCGGAUUUAGGGAUCACGGGUCCACUGAUAUGAAGGUAACGAACUCAAAAUUGAUGGAAUCGCUGUCGUUCACGGCCAUCGCUGGACCAACAUACGAUCCGACACCCGUGUUCGACUGGACGAACUCACCGCUCGGAGAAAUUGUGCCGCACUACGGGCAACCAGAUCGAUGG
Messenger RNA from Ostertagia ostertagi, 363 nucleotides. The record is from the annotation of a GenBank genome assembly. NCBI's taxonomy places the organism in Eukaryota, Metazoa, Nematoda, Chromadorea, Rhabditida, Trichostrongylidae.